This is a messenger RNA of Pleurotus ostreatus (oyster mushroom), 6105 nucleotides long. RefSeq lists its product as uncharacterized. The transcript has 9 exons. Lineage: Eukaryota; Fungi; Basidiomycota; Agaricomycetes; Agaricales; Pleurotaceae. The record is from RefSeq and is a predicted model, not a curated record. The coding region runs from base 1 to 6105 and encodes 2034 amino acids.
AUGUCGAACGAAAUCGUAGGCACGCUCAAGAUUGACCAUGGCGUCGAUCCGAGCGGAUCUCUCAUCUGCACUGUCCCUGUGCGAGUACCAUCUGCGAAGAUGGCCCCAGACCUCUCGCUCUCAUACCACUCCGCUGCAAACUAUGCAUCUGCUAUUGGCAUGGGUUGGGUGCUUAAGGGCGUGUCGUACGUCGAACGCGUCCAAGCGACGAUUGCUCAGGAUGGUUAUCGAGGCGUCAUCAAUUACGAUAACAAGGACUGUUUCUCCUUGAACGGUCAACGGCUCAUCAACAUCGGCGGUAACGAAUAUCGUUAUGAACUCGAGCAAUGGUCCAAAGUCGUUGCGCAAGGAAGCGACCCUUCGAAUCCCGAUUCGUGGAUCGAGUACUUACCCAAUGGCUCUCGCCGAACUUACGGUGCCUCGACUGAUUCCAACAUCAAAGCAAUAGGCAAGGGAGCGACCCGUGUAUGGGCUGCCACGGAGUUCACCGACGCCUUCUCGAACUACGUUUCAUACUCCUAUGACAGUGAUACGGCCCUGGCUUCCAGUUCUGGAGCCUUCUAUAUCGCCGAGAUCUCCUACGGCGGCAAUCGCAACCUCAACAUGGCUCAUCAGCGCGUCAUCAAGUUCAACUACGAGACGCGAUCUGACGUGCGCAUCAAGUACGUCGGGGGAGCGAAGGUAGCUACGGAUCAACGCCUGGUCUCAAUCGACGCGAAAGUCAACGGGAAACUUAUCCAUACGCACAAACUGACAUAUGACCAAGCGCCAUCCACGGGAGGGAGUAGAUUGAUUCAAGUGACCCUUGUGGAUGCGGAGACGGGUGCUAGCGUUCGGCCGCUGAAGUUCUCUUGGGUCAAUGGUAAUCCAGCGAUAUUCGACGGUGUUAAGGCCCCCGUGGAGCUCAACCCCAACGAUAGUAACGCGCAGAUAUUCCCUUUGGAUGUUUCGGCGAAGGGGAAAAGCGAUCUUGUCAUCGCGGCCAGGCGCCUGGUCAACAACGCCCCACAGCUUCACCUCGCUGUCCAUGAGACGGAUGCUAACGGCACCAUAUCCACUACUCCGAGCUCAGAGUUCCAAGACGGGAUUGGUUAUCCUACACAGCUGAUUCCCAUAGAUAUCAAUGGUGAUGGCCGAAAUGAUUUCUUGCACAUCUUCAAGUCGUUGGAUUCGUAUACCCUUACGGUUUUGAUGUCGACGUCAGGAGGCUACAAGACGCAGCAAGGUUAUUUGUUUAAACCUGAGUACAUAGGAGGCUACUUCUACGCUGGGGAUUUCGAGGGGAAUGGUCAUAUUGGCCUCGUCUACAUAUAUCAAGUUCUCAAAUCCGGGACGCCGCAAAUUAGAUUUAUACAGUUUACAUCAGAUGACAGCGCCACCUUUACGCCUAAGGCCCCCGUCGAUGGACCGCUUGGUGCUUCUGUGGAUUCUGUAAAGGUAGUCGUCGGUGAUCUGAACGGUAACCACGCCGAGGAUGUGUUCCUCAUGUCGUCCAAGCUCAUCGAUAAUAACACAAUUGUAAAUAUCGACCUCCUCGAAUCCCAGGAUGGAAACCUCGUUUACAGGAGCGACCAACCCCUUGCUGAUGCAGGCAAGACCAUCACUUGGCUAUCCACCAUCUCGUUCCUACCAUUCGGCGCAGACGAAGAUGGCAAAACAAGUUUACUGGUCGCCACCAAGAACCUGUCUGGAAACUUGCAGGUACAAAUGCUUCGAAGCACAGGCCCUUCGCUUCUACCACCCACUGCGCCUAUCGUGACCGACAUCGCCUACAGCGGAAAUCUAACACUCGCUAGGACCACCACGCCAUUCGCUGUCGAUCUCGUCAACACGUUCGCCACAGUAGGCGGAUCCACUAAUGUAGACGUCCUCCGGUUCGCCAACGACAGCUUCGUCAAAGUCGUUGGUGUAACUCAGCCUGGGGUGCACUCCUCUAUCGUGUCAUGGGCGGAUCUUCGUGGAAUAGGCAGAGCGGACUGUGUUCUUUCGAGCCUGGAUUUCUCGGGUAAACUGAGCAUCGCGGCCAUGCCCUGUUCGACGCUCCAGCCUAUCGACUAUAUCACUGGUUACGAGAACGGGCUUGGCGCGAAGGUCAGCGUUACAUACGCACCACUCAGCGAUCGCACUACGUACACUACAGACGCGACUUCUCGGUUGAGCGCAAUUGGGAUCGGGUCCCCACUGCCAGCCGUCAAUGGACUGGCUCGUAAUGUCUCGUUCACGGCAACACUCAACUCGACUUCCGCUAUCUCGCCCGUGGCUGCUCAAGCGCGAUCUCAGAUCGUCUACUUCCCUUCCUACGUCGUCAAGCAACUUGCUCAUGCGCCAUACGCUGCGAAACCCAGUCUUGUUGACGAGACGGUAUACACCUACAAAAAUGCUCGUUACUCCUAUGAUGGGCGUGGCUGGCAGGGGUUCGAAAGCGUAGACAAGAUCAGCAGGAGUUUGGGUUCACAAGUGACUACGGCGUACUACCAGGACUUCCCUCUUCUCGGCCAGAUAAAGUCAGUGACAUGCGUCCUGGCGAAUACAAGCACCCUAUUGCAAACCACCACGAACUCCUGGAAACCCGUUGCCGGCAAUGGGGGUAAGAACCAAUAUAUUGCUCUGUCCGCGGUCAAGGAAAGCUUUUACGAGGGAGGAGUCCCUACUUACGAUGUCAAUGUUUCGUACGAGAAUGACGCGUAUGGGAACAUAACGACUACGACCAUUCAGACGCAGAACACCAAAUCCCCCCUCAUCAUCCUCUCAGAGUAUGCGAACGACACCUCUUCGUGGGUCCUCGGUAACAAGACAAUUGAUAUCGUCAAGCAAGCAGGGGAUACCCUGAAGCAGACGAAAUACUCCUACCAUCCUGGAACAUCUGUAGUCACGAAGAAUAGCCAAUGGGUCCAGGGUGACGAUUGGUCCACCCAAACUGCAGACCUCGACGCUGCUGGGAACGAAAUUACCAUCCACGGACCAGGACCAGCACUCCGUAGGUUGUCUUACGACUCCACGUACUCGCACUGCACAUCUUCCACUGUCUACACCUCCGCUACCGACAGCCUAACCGAAUCUGCCACGUACGAUCUUGCCUUCGAACAGCCUAUCACAACCACGACGCCGAACGGAGAAGUGACGAGCGUCAAGUACGAUGUGCUAGGGCGGAUGAUAGAGACAAGCCUAGGAGGCAUCGUCGUCACCAAGCAAUCGUACGAGGUGGCUGGGAAUGACUUCCGAAAAGUCGAAUAUGGGCUUCUCGACCCAUUGCAACAGACGAUGUAUAAGACCGUGAGCCACAUUGAUGGGAUGAACAGGGCGUGGAAGACGGAAAGACCAAGGCCAGACAAUCCGAACACGCUUAUUUUCUCAGAGAUGGAGUAUGAUGGGGCCGGUCGUCUCGUACGUAGCAGCCGCGACUACUUCUCGGGAAGCACGCCAACAUAUUCUACCACAACUUACGAUGCGUUGUCUCGAGUCAUCAAGAGAACCAACCCAGCAGCUAGUUCGGAUGUAGCGCCUCUCACUGUGACGUAUGAGUAUUCCUUCUCUGGCGGAAGUACCAAGGUUACCCAGACACGCUCUGAUGGGCAAUCCCCCAACGAUGCAAUCACUACCCAAUAUGUUCAAGCUCUACCAAAUCCCCAGCCUUCUUCGCAAAACCUCGUGCGGAAUUUUGUUGUGAAGGUCGUAGAUGAAGUAGGAAAUCCUGUCGAUACGGCUUACGAUGGUUUGGGACGACCUAUCGCCGUUUCUGACGCAGGAGGAGUAGAGCUCGCUGUUCAGUGGGACGGUACAUCCCGGAUCACAGAAAAGAAGAUAUCACAACCAGUUGGAGGUACACCGAAGCUCAUUUUACAUACAUCAUCCGUAUACGAGGACGACAUAUGCCAGAUGACGGCGAUCAACAAUCUUGCAGGGACUACGUCAAUCAUGAAACUGGAUUGGGUCCAGCGUCCACUUGAGAAGAAGACUGCAGACGAGACGCUCACGUUCACAUACGAUGUUGGUGGUCAUUACCCGAAGGAACGUCUUGUAUCUGUUUCGUCCUCGAAGAACAUCCAGCGUACUUACGACUACGACAUUCAUGGCCAUCUUACCUCCGACACGCUCACUAUUGACGGGGAGUCCUACGCAUCUAGUUACACUUGGUCGCUAUCGGGCGCGCUGCUGCAGAUGACCAAUCCUGACGGUAGUGUCGUCAACCGUGCACUGCUCACUGAUGGAAAAUCUAUCAGUAAUAUCGAGCUCCUCGAUGCAAGCGGCAGCAAGCGCGCUUCGGUGGCGCUGGACGACUAUAGUGACGUAUUCUCUCGACCACUCAAAUGCACAUUUGGGAACGGCAUCGUUGCGACUUCGGCGCUGGCUGAUAAUGGCACUGUCGCUUCGCUCUCCCUUGCCAAGGGUGGCUCUUCACUCCACUCUCAAUCAUGGAAGAUAGAUGCCUUCAGCCGUAUUCGCCAACACGAUGUCAAGUCCGGAUCGCUCGACCUAGGCAGUGGAAAUAGUUCAUACGCUUAUAACUCCGCCGGCCAGCUUACUAGUCGUUCCCUUGCUACUACCUCGAGCGAUGCGCAGCCUGUUGAAGCAUUUUCAUACGACCAAAGUGGGAAUCUCACGCAGAUAGGGGAAUCAUUGUUUGUGAAUAACGGCUGGCAACUCUCCGAAAUACGCGACCAGUCUGGGGCCACUCAGUUCAGCUUCAAAUACUCCGAUGAUGGCAAAAUGACCGCAAAGCUGGACGCCUCAGGGAAGGAAACACGGGUCAUGAAAUACGACUCAGAAGGGCGACUCUCAGAAGUCGAUGGAAGUACGUUUGUGUAUGACUUCUCGAGCCGACUCAUCAAGGCGACACUCCCGAACGGAGACGUCACGAUCUAUCCAACUCAGUCCUAUGAGGUUGACAUUCCGUCCUGUGGAGAGGCGGUACAUACCUCAUAUAUCGUUCAAGGCUACAGACGUGCUGCUUUCAAGUCGUCGAGCGAAUCGUUUUCUGUCAAUUACUUCCACACCGAUCAUCUGGGAAGCAUCACCGCCGUCUCCGACGAAUCUGGGGACAUAAUCACGCAAUACGACUACGACCCUUAUGGACAAGUCAGCAUUAUCAAAGGCGCAGAUGUUUCGCGGUACAAGUUUUCGGGCAAAGAGAAGUUUGGUGACUUGUAUUACUUCGGAGCAAGGUUUUAUGACCCAGAAAUUGGUCGAUUCCUGACGAUAGAUAACUAUCCAUUAUCAAUGGAAGGGAUCAAGCCUUCGACGUUCAAUAUGUAUCUGUUCUCACGCAAUGACCCCAUAAAUUUCAUCGAUCUCAAUGGCAACGUACCUUGGUGGCACUGGCUGGUCGACGCGGUUCUUGUUGCGGUUGGAAUCGCGUGCUUGUUCAUACCAGUGGUCGGGUCAAUCAUCGGCGGCGCCUUAAUUGGAGCAGGCGUGAAUGGAUUCGGCUACGACAUCCAGGCGUCCAUAUCCGGGGAGAACAAUGAUAAAGAUUGGGGAAUACAGCUUGGAAUUGGAGCUGCGAUAGGCGCUAUUGGCGGCGCGGCGUCAGGAAUCCUUGAUGCUACGCUGCCUGCUGCUUCUUUCGCGAAUCUCGCUGGCGCAACUGGCGCGAACGGAGCAAAGAUCGUGGGCACGUUUGUUCUCAGGACGACCAUCCGGAUGGGCAUACAGACAGCCCUAGGCAGUGGGCUCAGUGCUUUGGGGACGGUCAUGGAGAACGCAAUAUAUGGUCGUCCUUUAGGUGAAGGUGUCGCUCAGUCUGCAGCGACUGGUGCUUGGCAAGGUGCCGUUGCCUCUGCCUUCGACUUCGGUAUUGGGCUCAAGGGUGAAAAGACAGCAGUCAACAAGUUCUGGCAACAGAAAGGCAGCUACAACGUUACUCCUGUUGCCAAAGUCGCGACCAAAUUCAACCCCACCAAACUUCUCAUCGAGCUUGGAACCAACCUUGUCGGUCCAGCUGUGGACAUAGCCACCGGAGUAGCGGCAUCUGAGAUCGACAGAUCGAAAGAGUCGCAGGACAAUCAGAGCGCACAAAGCGCUGCUCCCGGCCAGGUCAGCAUAAUGGCUGGGUCUCAAAUCCCCUUCCCUAGAUUCCUCCCUAUCGAGAACGUGAGCUUCUUAUAG